GGUUUCUCAUUCACAAGGCGCGAUUUAGGUCUCACUCGCAUUUCAAACCCUUCUUCUCCGGCGUAAACCCUAAAUUCGUCUGCAGUCUACUCCACCGUAUCUAGCUAUGCUUCCGCACUCGUACACCGUCGAUUCGCUCUCGCAAUCUCAAGACCUCGCAUCGGCUAUAUUGGCAGCUUCGACGCCGUCGAAUAUCUCCGCGGCUUGCUCUUCCGUGGAAUCGUUUCUUCAUUCGCAUACGCCUGAUCAGUGCCGCCAUUUCUUCUCUAUCACCUUCCCGAGCUUAAUCUGCAAGAUCUUCGGCUUCGGGGACGCAACCGCUCCAUCUCUGGCUCAAUCGUCUUCGCCGCCGAACGGUUGGAUCGAUGUAAUCACGGCGGCUAACGAUUCGGAUCUAUCGGGAAGAGUUUUCUCUCUCUUAUCCCCUAGUGGAAUACUCAUGAGCUCAAUCUUUGCCGUCGAUAAGCUCUCUCUUGUUAAGUACGUUUUCCCUACCGAACGUCUCCCGGAGUAUGCUCGAUUCAUGUUAUCAAGCCAGAAGGAUCGAACCGCGUUAUCUAAUUUGUGCCCCUUUCUGAAAGGUAAAAUCGAGGAAGGUGCAUCGUAUGAAGUUCGGCUAAAUGUUUUCGAGUAUUACAUGUUUUGGCUCUCGUAUUAUCCGGUUUGUAGAGGAAACAACGAUAGUUCAUCUAUGAAUAUGAUUCCCAUUCCGAAGAAAAAGAUGUCUAGGCUAGAGAGUUGGACGCGUAUCAAAGGCUUUCCAGGGAGUAGCAAGCGUGAUUCAGAUCAGAAGCUGGAGUGUAAUCUCUACGUGAAGAUUCUUUACUCUUAUCUGAAAGCGUUUGUUCCUGUUUUUGAUUUGAAUGCGCACCAGCCUUAUCGUAGCUCUCUUUUGCAAUACGGAAAUGGAUAUGAUGGAUCAGUUAUGGCGAGAGCUGAGUUCUUGGUGAAUCUGUUUGUGCAUUAUUGGAUAGUUGAGAAUGACUUCUCACCGUUUCCUGUUAUUACGGCUAAAUCUUUUGGUGUGGCUCCUCCUUUCCGUUCUGCUGUGGAAGAGAUUCCACCUACUUGUGGGUUGGAAGAUGUUGUGAAGUUGCUUGUCAAGUAUCUGAAUUUGAGCUGGGUUACAAGUGGUGUUGGGAGUGAAAACUAUAUUGAGUAUGGCGAGAGUCCACGGUGGAAGACACCUACUUCAGGAUCAUCAUUCCAUGUCGAUAAUUUGAGCCUCAGGCCACUCACUUCCUGGAAUACCCAUUUACAGAGGCCUCUUUACCGAUAUAUAUUGAGGAGUUUCUUGUUCUGCCCCAUUGGGAGUUCUAUUAAGAAUGCAUCUCAGGUGUUCUCCAUAUGGGUUACGUACCUGGAACCAUGGAUGAUCAGUUUGGAUGAUUUCUCAGAUCUCGAAGCUGCUUUAAAUGGAUCUAUAAAAGAUGCUAAAAAGGAAGAGUCUUAUGAAUCACGUGGCUGUGGAUACACGUCUUUGUGGCAGAGCUAUGUGAUAUCAAAUUAUCUAUACUACAGUUCUCUGGUUAUGCAUUUUAUUGGCUUUGCGCACAAGUUCCUUCACACAGAUCCAGAAACAAUAACUCAGAUGGUUCUGAAGGUGAUGAGUAUAUUGACAUCGUCCAAAGAUCUUUUGGUUCUGAUGAAGAAUAUUGACAAAGCCUUUCACUCUAAACAAACUGGACCAGGAAAUUCAACAGUGAACGAGCUCUCUAGAUUUGUUCCAUCUAUCCGUGAGCAGUUGAAGGACUGGGAAGAUGGGCUGUGUGAGAGCAAUGCUGAUGGGUCAUUCUUGCAUGAAAACUGGAACAAGGACCUGAAACUCUUUAGUGAUUGCGAAGAUGGCGGGCAACAACUGCUUCAGCUAUUCAUUCUGCGCGCAGAAGCCGAACUGCAAGCUGUGCCAGAGAAAAACCUCUCGGAAGCCCUAAAAUGCGUAGAUUCACUAAAACAAGUGGUGUCAAACUUCUUUGGCGGGCAUGUCAUAAAACCAAUCGCUUUUUCCUUAGAGAUGGACCAUCCCCAGAAAAACCGUGAUGAGCUCUUCAAGCCACGCGGUGCUAGGAACCAAAUGGCAAGCAGUGCGAAGUACAAAGGAGACUGGAUGACCCGUCCCGUGUCAGAAGACGAGGUUGCAUGGAUGGCUAAGCUGCUAAUCAACAUCUCCAUCUGGCUCAACGAACGUCUCGGGCUAAACCAACCUGUGAUCAACAAUGACAAGAAAGAGAAUUCAGAGUCAGUUUCGUAUGUAGACGUAUCUGAGGUGGAUGCGAGGAAUGUUGCUGGAGCUGGAGAUGGUGGGAGGAUGAUGGUGCGAGGGGUGGUGAUGGCGUGUGGUUCGGUGUUGCAGCUGAUGAGAAAGUACGGUGUUCGAGUCAACCUCCGGGUCAUGGCGUCCAAGAAGUUUCUAACGCUUUUAUUUCUGUAUGUCGUGUUUGUUGUACUCGAAAGGUUUGUCACUAGGAUGAUUCGGUAAAAAGUCCCAAGUAUAGUAUGUAAUGGCCAAUGGGUAUAGCACAAUGAUGACCCUCCUUCUCUUGGAGAGUGUUUCGAAAGCAUUAAGACGGAGGUUUUUUUUUGGG
Messenger RNA from Brassica oleracea var. oleracea, 2585 nucleotides. RefSeq lists its product as uncharacterized. The record is from RefSeq and is a predicted model, not a curated record. The coding region runs from base 107 to 2479 and encodes 790 amino acids. Lineage: Eukaryota; Viridiplantae; Streptophyta; Magnoliopsida; Brassicales; Brassicaceae. The transcript has 5 exons.